Molecule: messenger RNA, 1670 nt
Organism: Maniola jurtina (meadow brown)
Lineage: Eukaryota; Metazoa; Arthropoda; Insecta; Lepidoptera; Nymphalidae
Product: zinc finger protein 37A-like
Exons: 7
Coding region: 141-1544 (467 amino acids)
Biological process (GO): regulation of DNA-templated transcription
Molecular function (GO): DNA-binding transcription factor activity, RNA polymerase II-specific; RNA polymerase II cis-regulatory region sequence-specific DNA binding
Source: RefSeq, a predicted model, not a curated record
UAAUUUUAACUUAAUUAAUACUCGGGUGUAAUAAAUUGAACAAAACACUUCAAGAUGGAAAAAAUAUAUCUGAGAAGCUACUUCCUAAUGGCUUUACAAAACCUUAGGAGGAAAUAAUAGAGGAUCUAUUAGAACCUAACAUGGAAAUAGAAAUUACAGAAGCUGUCAUAGUACCUAAGGAGGAAAAAGUAGAAGACCUUUUAGUACCUAAAGAGGAAAUAACAGAUAACCUCCUAGUACCUAAGAAAGAAGUUAUAAAAGAUCCUGGAGUACCUAAGGAAGAAAAAAUAGACAAUUUGUUAGUGCCUAACAUGGAAAUGGAAAUAAUAGGAAACCUAGUACUUAAAAAAGAAAUCAUAGAAGAUCUUAUAGUACCUAAAGAGGAAAUAACAGAAAACCUCCUAGUACCUAAGAAAGAAGUUAUAAAAGAUCCUGGAGUACCUAAGGAGGCAAAAAUAAACAACUUGUUAGUGCCUGACAUGGAAAUGGAAACAAUAGGAAACCUAGUACCUAAAAAAGAAGUCAUAGAAGAUCUUAUAGUACCUAAGGAGGAAAUAGAAGACCUCAUAGUGCCUAAAGAGGAAAUAACAGAAGACCUAGAGGUAAACUUUGAAAAGGACUGUGAUUAUAGUAAUGACUUCAUUAUACCAGAGCAAAAACCUUCCACCUCAAUUCAACACUUGGAAGAUUUGAACGAACAGAAAGAAAUCAAUAAUUCAGUACUAAUUAAAACAGAAUCACCCUUUAAUAAUAUUGUUCUAUUACAAAGACAAUUAGGAGUAUCUGAUGAUGGGCACGACAUAGACAAAAAUAUGUCUACCGGACAUAUUGUCACAGAGCCUAAAAAUGAAUCGAAGGAUAAAGAAAGUGUUUCUGCAGACUGUUCUUCACAUGACUCAACAUCGCUGAAAGAAUGUUUGCGGACCCAAUGCGGUAGAUACGUUAAGAAAAAGAAAAAGGAACCGCACAUUUGCGAAAUUUGCGACAAAGACUGUAAAUACAAAUACGCUUUGGUCGCCCACAUGCGGACACACACUGGAGAGAAACCGUUCGCCUGUGACCAGUGCGACGCUAAAUUCGCCAAAAAGUAUUAUCUAACUACCCACAAAGUCGCGCACACUGGUGAAAAACCGUUUUCCUGCCACAUAUGCCAUGUCAAAUUCUCAAGGAAAAGCAAUCUGUCAACACACAUAAAGUGUCACACAGAUGAAAAGACGUACAUUUGUUAUCUGUGCGAGGCUACGUUUAAACAGAGGAAUAGUUUGACUCGGCAUAUGAGAAUUCACACUGGUGAAAAACUCUACUCUUGCAGUCUAUGUCCGUCUAAAUUCACACACAACAGUACGCUGAACAGUCAUAUGCGCACCCACUCAGGGGAGAAGCCUUUUUCCUGUGAGCUGUGUCACGCUAAGUUCAUACAGAAGACUGCGUUGAAUACACAUAUGAAGUCCCACUCGGACGAGAAGAACAUUUGUUGCGAGCUAUGUCCUGCUAAGUUCAAACAUAAAUGUAGUUUGACUAUUCACAUGAGGACCCAUCACUAGUCAAAACUUUUACGAGGUACGGAACCCUAAAAAAUUAAAAACCGACUUCUAAAACCACUACAAAGUAAAAAAAAUAUUGUUUCUAUACGUGUAUACUGUAAGUAUGUUAUGAAGUUGGGCGAGCUU